AUGAAAUGUGAUACUGACGCUAAAGUUUGUUUGGAUCUGUCUCUGGUGGAAAAGCCACUGCAGACUGUCUGUACUUUAACAGGGCCGGGAGUCAGGUUUCCUCUGCGGGCACAACACUGCAGAGAAGAGCAGCGUCCCAUUGACAACACGACAGAAGACAUGUCCCAGUGUCUGUACGAGAGUCUGAGGGCUGUGGGGCUGCAGCAUCACUACAACAGACUGAGCUCUGUGGGAGUGCGCAGCGUGGCCCACCUCACGGUCCUAACCCUGGACGACUUCCCUCUUUUGGGCAUCAAAAGCAUGGAGGACCGCACCAGACUCUUCCAUUUGGUCCGAGAGCUCAGGACUCUGGACGCGGAGACUCUGCUACAGGCCGAGAUCCAAGAGGAUGCCUGUUACGUCCUGCCGUCACCCUCAAACAGCGCUCAAAAACGAAGGAAAACCAACAAACCAACCGUGGAUAAGGAAAAUGUGCAAAAGCAGAAGACACCGGUGUACCAGGCCAAUCUGUCUGAGUACAGCUACGGACUGCCCCAAGCCAGCGCGCCUCCCUCUCCCAGCAAAAGGAGACCAGGUGAACCGCGGAUCUGGGUGUGUGUGAGGAAAAGACCGCUGACCUCUGCAGAGGAGAGGAGAAAGGAGACUGAUGUAGUGACCUCUGCUGGUCAGAGCUGUGUACUGCAGGAGAGCAGAGCAGCAGUGGAUCUGACGCACUAUAAACUGCAGCACAGGUUUUUCUUCGACCAUGUGUUUGGGGAGGCCUGCUCUAAUGAGGAGGUGUACCUGAGGACGGCCCAGCCUUUAGUCCAACACAUGCUCCAGGGGGGCAGUGCCACUUGUUUUGCGUAUGGACAAACAGGAGCAGGGAAGACCCACACCAUGCUAGGCUGCUCCCCAGUUGGACCCAGCCAGUCCAGGGGGCGAGGGGAGCUGGGUCUGUACUCUCUGGCCGUUAAAGACCUGUUCUCUCACCUCUCCUCCUCCCCCGCUCUCACCCGCCUCACUGUAUUCGUCAGCUUCUUUGAGAUCUACUGUGGACAGCUCUACGACCUUCUGGACCACAGAAACAGACUGUUUGCUCGAGAGGACGGCUGUGGGAACGUGCACAUCGCAGGACUGUGUCACAAGAGAGUGGAAUCAGUCGACUCACUGCUGCAGGUGAUCUCUCGGGGCACAGAGCACCGCAGUCAGGGCAGCAGCGGAGUGAACCCUGUGUCGUCUCGCUCUCACGCUCUGCUCCAGAUCCAGCUGAGAGGAGCGGGUCAGAGCGUGCACGGCCGGAUGUGGUUUGUGGAUCUGGCCGGCAGUGAGAGAGCAUCCGACUCCGGAGACCCAGACAGACGCAGCCGUUUAGAAGGAGCGGAGAUCAACCAGAGCCUGCUGGCGUUGAAGGAGUGUAUCCGCUCUCUGGACCAGGAGCAGGGCCACACUCCCUUCAGGCAGAGCAAACUCACUCAGGUGCUGAAAGACUCGUUUGUGGGAGACUCUAUGACUUGUAUGAUUGCAAACAUCUCUCCUGGUCACUCCUCCACAGAGCACACCCUCAACACGCUUCGAUACGCCGACCGUGUGAAAGAGCUGAAAGGGCAGAAGGGGCAGCGUAAAGGCAGACGAGUCAAAAACAUCUCUGAAUCUCCAAAACUCCGAACCCUCUCCCAGAAUCGGAGCAGUGGCACCUUUAGGUCCGGUUUCAGGGACUCCAGCCCCUCUAAGAGAGCCAAGACCAGCUCCACUGUCCUCACUGACCCCUCUCCCGAGGAACAGGAGCCAUCUUCAGUGUCCAAUCUCAAUAUAAUACAAGAAUACGUUGAGGAAUCUGUGUGGGAACCAGAAGAAGGCGCUGACGACUCUUACCUGGACGUGCCCCAAGCCAUAAGCUCCUCUAUGAUUCCGUGGGCCAUACAGUUCCAUUCACAGCGACUUGGAGGGACCACAGCCACAGAACAGUCUGUCUCCCCUGAGAACGCUCUCAUUCUCCACAAGAGUCACAAGAAGAGCACAGCGCCACCACCUGCUCAAGCUGAGAGCAGCAGCACCGACGUCUUGAAGACCCCGAGCUCAUCUGAGGCCUGGACGAGUGGCGCUCACUGGCACAUUGUUCAGGCUCACAUGGAGACUCUCCAACAGAUGCAGCGUUUAUCACACUCAGAGGGAACUCUCCUGGUGCAGCAGCCUGAUAUGGGUUUUGAUGAGUACGUGCAGCAGCUGGAGCAGAUCAUGAGGAGGAAAGCUCUGUGUGUGCGCAGUUUGAUCUCACAUCUGCAGCCGUAUCUGAAAACCACUCUCCAACACAGUGCUGACCGUCUGUGA
Knipowitschia caucasica is the source of this 2310-nucleotide messenger RNA. NCBI's taxonomy places the organism in Eukaryota, Metazoa, Chordata, Actinopteri, Gobiiformes, Gobiidae. The record is from the annotation of a GenBank genome assembly.